This is a messenger RNA of Oryza sativa Japonica Group (Japanese rice), 889 nucleotides long. Its product is annotated as nucleoid-associated protein At2g24020, chloroplastic. Gene Ontology annotation, molecular function: DNA binding. Lineage: Eukaryota; Viridiplantae; Streptophyta; Magnoliopsida; Poales; Poaceae. The record is from RefSeq and is a predicted model, not a curated record.
UUUUCUCUUCAACGAUAUCCUCUAUCCCAAAAAUCGAGCCUUUUCCUCCCCCCUUCCUCCUCCACCGCCGCCCAUCUCGCCGCCGCCGCCGCCGCCGAUGGCUCCCUCCACCGCCCUCUCUCCGGUGGCCUUCAAGUCCUCCUUCUCGCCGCUCCUCUUCAACCCGACCCGUUCUAAGAUAAAUGUCGAAGGUGCAUUCUGUUUGCCAUGUUACAAUAGGAAAAAGGCUAGCAAUAGAUCCUUUCGCGUGUACAGUUUAUUUGGGGGAAAAAAGGACAAAGACGAGAAUGGUGAAGAAGCACCAUCAAAGGCAGGAAUUUUCGGAAAUAUGCAAAAUCUUUAUGAAACUGUGAAGAAGGCCCAGAUGGUUGUCCAAGUUGAGGCUGUCCGGGUGCAAAAGGAGCUUGCAGCGACUGAGAUCGAUGGUUACUGUGAAGGGGAACUAAUCAAGGUAACACUUUCUGGGAACCAGCAGCCUGUAAGAGUUGAAAUCACCGAAGCUGCAAUGGAAGUGGGUGCUGAAAAACUUUCUGAGCUGGUGAACGACGCCUACAAGGAUGCACAUCAGAGGAGUGUCCAGGCAAUGAAGGAGAGGAUGGCUGAUCUGGCACAGAGCUUAGGAAUGCCAGCAGGCCUUGGUGAUGGACUCAAGUGAUAGUGUGGUACAUGAAUGCUUUUCAAUAAAAAAAAAAGUGUAUCUCAAUUUUGUAUACUAGCUGUAUUGAGUCAUCAGUUUAAAAUUCGUGGCGAGUACUGUUAGCUGUGUAAGAACUGUAAUCGAGAACAUCUGAUCCUGUUUUCCUUAAUCAUUGGCACACCAUAAUGCAUUGACGCAAGUGUGCUGUUUUACAACUGCUGUUGAUGUGCAGAAUGAAAUCUGUUCCAAACA